UUCAAUAUAAACUGAUUCAACGAUUUGUUAAUUUUGAUGGCGAAGCGUUGAUGGGUUAAGCUAUAAAGUAGUGCUGGAACACAAGAAAUUAGAGUUUUUAAGAAAAUUAUUUCACGAAGUCAAAUGCUUCAAAUGUUCACAUAGCUAUUUCAUUGCCUCAUGAUCUAGAAUUUGUAAAACUUGUAUUAAUAGUUGAGAGAACACAAACGUUUGUAAAAUUGCAAGAUUCUAAAAUAUAAACCAAAGGGGCAGCAUUGGCUUUUUCAUCGAUCAUUAAUAGCUUUAAUCAAAGACGACGUUUUCCCAAACGGGUCAAAACAACAGAAAAAUAUCAUGGGAAAUUGUAGAAGAGAUAAAGUCUCUUUUCAAAGAUGUACUAGUAUAAAACAUAAUCCUAAAGAGAGAGAUAGAGAGAAGAGAAGUUGGGUUUGCAAUGGAGAUCUCUAUCAAAACGUUGAAAGGAAAGAACAUAAACCUAGAGGUUGAAGAUAGCUCCAACACUAUCGACGUUAAAAUCCAUGGGGAGCCGAUGCGUGAAUUAGUUGUGCGACUUGGUCCUUCGGGUUGGGGUGCGGCAGUCAUGCGUAUUUUUGUAGUGACUCUUACCGGCAACACUCGUACCGUCGAGGUUACUGGAUCCGAUACCAUUGGAGAAGUGAAGACUAAGUGGCAGGAGAUGGAAGGCAUUCCAGUGGACCAGCAGAGGCUGGUAUUUCAAGGCAGGCAGCUUGAAGACAGUCGGACUGUAGCUGAGUGCCACAUCAAGCAUGGGUCGACCAUGCACAUGAUUUAUCGUCUUUGCGGUUGCUAAAAUGUCUCUCUUUGUGUUUGUUUUCCAAUGUUUUUAUCAUGAGUUAUUCUUGGGUUCACCCCUUAGGGUGAACCUUUAGAAGGGGUGA
Molecule: messenger RNA, 899 nt
Organism: Brassica napus (rape)
Lineage: Eukaryota; Viridiplantae; Streptophyta; Magnoliopsida; Brassicales; Brassicaceae
Product: ubiquitin
Exons: 1
Coding region: 434-811 (125 amino acids)
Biological process (GO): protein ubiquitination; modification-dependent protein catabolic process
Cellular component (GO): cytoplasm; nucleus
Molecular function (GO): ubiquitin protein ligase binding; protein tag activity
Source: RefSeq, a predicted model, not a curated record